Epithele typhae is the source of this 1191-nucleotide messenger RNA. RefSeq lists its product as uncharacterized. The coding region runs from base 1 to 1191 and encodes 396 amino acids. The transcript is spliced from 8 exons. Lineage: Eukaryota; Fungi; Basidiomycota; Agaricomycetes; Polyporales; Epitheliaceae. The record is from RefSeq and is a predicted model, not a curated record.
AUGCCCCACGUUGCGUUCAAGGACGCCGAAUACGCCCAGAUCCAGGUGUCUCCUGGAUGCAAGUCGAUCUACACCUGGGACAUCGACCACACAGAGUGGUACAAGGUGACGACCCUGCCUCAUAUCGGCGCGCGGGGCCCGAAGAUCCAUCUGGUGCGCCUCAUUGGGGGACGCCUUCCGGGUCUUUCGAUGGCCAUCCAUCAAGUCGAGAAGAACAACGCUGCUCGUCGACUCGAUAUAAUCGAGAUUUCUGACGACGACGACGACGAGACCGGCCUAGUGUCCCCGGGCAGUGUGGUGUUUAAUUGGAGUCCCUGGAACGUAGCGUACUUCACGGUGUGGGGAGCACUGUUCGCCGGCGUAUCUUCUCUGACCUCACGCCGACAGAAGGGUAAGAAGGGCGGGAAGGGCAAGCAACGGUGCAAAGGCCUUCCUUUCGAGGAGGAGGAGGAGGUCGGUACCAUCAGCUCAACCAUCAGUGCCUCGAAACCGCCGGAAUCGCGCCGUGAGACGAGACCUGCGGGCUCAGAGCGUCUGCGUGCAGAGGUAAACGCUCGUGCUUUCGCUCUACCCGAAGGCCGACGCGGCGUCCUCACCUACUCCGCCAUCUUCCAUCCGUACUUCCAGGACGUGGCCAAAAGAAUGACUUUCCAAAUUGAACAACCUAAGGAUGGAGAGAGCACCAAUGGGCCGCUAGAACGCGACACGACACGUGGACUGGUCCUCAUUUCGCCUCGCAACAACGACCGGAGCAACAUUCGCGAGAUGCUUGAAGCUUAUGGGAACGAGAUGGUUUACGGAGACGUCCAUGUGACAUCCGACUGGACGUCAGACGCAUGUCCCAAGGGCACCAGGGGUCUCUGUGUCGGGAAAGGGCGAACAAACAGCGAAGCGAGCGAAGAAUUCUGGGCGAGCUUUACAACAAGCUACGCACUGGACGUUCAGAGGAAGGGUCAAAAGCCAAAUGAAGCUGCCCUCCAUCAAGCUCAGAAGCGACUGCCAAAUUGGGUUGAGUACGGAACUCCGUUUUCGAAACGGCGCCGCGACGACGACGACGGCGAUGUCGAAUACGGGGCCGACGUGGAAGCGCGAGCGAUCAAACGACGCCGCGAAUAUCACGAGCGCAGUCAAGGCGGCUCGGAAUCCCACGUCGAGACGGACGGAGAGGACAAGAUGGAGUACGAUGACUAG